GUACAGUGUAACGUCAAAAGCGAAACCAAUAUUUUUGUUGCGAAUUUUCGUAAUGGUGUAGUCGUGUGCUCAAUACGUUUUAGAUAAUUUUCAAUUUGAUGUUUAGGUUCUAAAAUAUUAAUAUAGUAUUCGGUUUAGGUAUUAUUUAGGCCAAAUACACGGCUGUGUAAAGAGUGCAAUGUAAUGUGAUAGUUGAUCGUUGAAAUCUUUGCAGUAGUAUCCGCUUUGAUCAUGAAAUCGAGUAAGCGGCGACUUCAAGCACUAACUGAAGGUUCUGAUGGAUUACCGAACUACCUUAAAAUGGAAGACUCUGAAACGUCUAUUCCCCCUAUCUUUAGAUCUCGACUGCAUGAACUGUUUUCGCAAAUAGAGAAAGAAUUUGACCUUCUGUAUUCGGAAAAUUUAAAUUUACAAGAGAAAAUUGAUAUUCUCAGUGAAAAAUUAGAACGAGAAAGCUAUGUGGGAGAUAAACAAAAUAUUGAUUACAUAGAGUUUGAAACUUCAGGAAAAAAUUCUAAAGUUAAAUUGACCCAGAGCAAUUCACAAAAGGUAAAAGCCAGUCACAAAUUGAAGGUACAGACAAGUAAGAUUGUGUCCAGUUUUAAGGCUCCUACAUACAAUUGUCAACUCAUUCGAGAAUUCACUGGACACAAGGAUGGCAUCUGGGAUGUUUCUACAGCUCGCCCCAAUCAGUCAUUAAUUGGAACUGCUUCUGCUGAUCACACAGCCUGUAUUUGGAGUGUAGAAUGGGCCAAGUGCUUACUCCAGUACACUGGUCACUCUGGCUCAGUAAACUCUAUCAGAUUUCACCCGAGCAGGGAUAUCGCCCUCACAAGCAGCGGUGACAACACUGCACACGUCUGGCAGGCGGCUGUUAAUUGGGAUUUGCCUCGAGGCCAGUCAUCUGAAGAGGAAUUGGAUGGGGGUGGUGAAGAAAGUCUUGGCGAGGGUGACAGACCGGAAGUCUUGCGUACACCUCUCAUCGAACUAACUGGUCAUUUGGGUGUAGUUGUCGCCGCUGAUUGGUUGACAGGUGGAGAUCACGUCAUUACCGCCUCAUGGGAUAGGACGGCUAAUUUGUAUGACGUCGAGACUGGGGAUUGCUUACAAAUACUUACAGGUCACGACCACGAGCUAACCCACGCCUCAGCACAUCACAGUUCAAGAUUGGUGGUGACAGCCUCAAGGGACACCACUUUCCGUUUGUGGGACUUCCGUGAACCAAUACACUCGGUUUCAGUUUUUCAAGGACAUACAGAGAGUGUCACAUCUGCAGUAUUUACUCGUGAAGAUAAAGUGGUUUCUGGAUCUGAUGAUCGUUCAGUCAAGGUGUGGGACGUGCGCAACAUGCGCUCGGCCCUGGCCACCAUCCGCUCGGACUCGUCGGUGAACCGCGUGGCGGUGAGCGGCGCCGGGCUCAUCGCCAUCCCGCACGACAACCGCCAGGUGCGGCUGUUCGACCUGCAGGGCCAGCGCCUGGCGCGCCUGCCGCGCUCCAGCAGACAGGGUCAUCGCCGUAUGGUAACAUCUGUGGCUUGGGCGGAGGACAUAUCAUCUAAUAUCAAUUUCUUCAGCUGCGGCUUUGACCGCCGCAUCCUCGGCUGGUCCAUACAACCCUCCAAGGACAACUGAAUCUCUACCUCAACACAUUGGUAUUAUUAUGCCGAUAGGUUCUAUGUACAGGGCCAAUGUAGUAGCUCGUCCAUUAAUCACGUAAGGUUCGAAAGGAAAGAAAAUCACGAAAUAUCACAAGGAGUAAAAGAGAUAUGCGCGUAUUUAUUACUCGUUGAACGCGCGAUUUCGAAAGCAUCAAACACCUUGCAAUCUUGAUGUCUGACUGGAAAUUUCUAUCACAAUGCUUAGUAUUUCCAAAUUUAAUCAGAUUAUAUACCUGUAUUUAAAAAUAGUAGGUAUUAUUAAACUUUCAAUAUAGUCAAAACAAGACAAGAGACAGUAAUUGUAGUCUAAAACCUCAAAACAUCACGAAGGGCAGUGGGGGGGUUAAAAAGUUGCUAAAAAAACAUCAUGUGAUGAAUUUUGACUUGAAUACGUCGGUUGAAUACGAUGGUAACACAAUCGGGGGAUAAAGUUUAUUCGAGCUACAUAUCUAUCAUCUCCAUCCAAAAAUUACACCACUGGGUAGCUAAAGGAUCAAAGAAUACGCUAACUGAGGACUGUAACACACCGCGCCUGGUGGGGAAGGGUCAUUUUUAAAUAUUAGUGACAUCCUUUUAUUAUUGAAAUACUUUAAAAAAAAUACACAUUUAACAUUAUUGAAUGCAGCUAAUCGCUAAAGACUAAUAUAAAUAUUAUUUUAUAGAAAUAUUACUAAAAAGGUUGCUUGCGCCUACGCAUUGACCCUUACACAGGACUAUCGGCUAUAAAUGUGUAUGGUGUAUGCUAUUUGUGAACCUUUUACUCCCGUCCUGCAAUUGUUUUAUUAACUGCUACGUGACAUUCAAAUAAAAGUUGCGUGUACGAAUAUAUAAAGAAAAAAUUAAUUACUUGUAUACUGCAGGAGUAUUACUCAAAACUCCUACUGUAUGUUUAUCUCUCUAACUUUUAUUACGUAUUUAAAAGUUUCUCAAAUAUUGCUAACGUAAUUGAAUUGCCUUACACAGGUAGGAACAUACUUAACUAUGACUUCAUUUUUUAAUAUUUGGUUUUUAAAUAUUUUGUCACAUCAGUCAUUAGAAUUCAAUUCUUUAACACCUACGUCAGAAUGUAAUUUUUUUAGUAUGCAAUUUACUAGAAUGUAUUUUAAUUCAAUAUACUAGCAUUGCAAAUAAAAUUGUCCAACACUGUUUCAUGAAAACAUAUGCAGGUACAGGGAGAAUUUGGUUCGCAACAUAUGAACUUUUAAAUGAUUAUAAAACUAGAAGUCUUACUAUAAAAUUUGAAAAUAUUCAUCGUUUACUUAAAUUGAAUAAUUCGUAAUAUUUUAAUAAUAUUACGAACAUUAAUAUUUAAAUUACUGUUUAGAAAGAAAAUGGUAAUACCACGCUUGAUCUUUUAAGGAAAUUAAAUACAAAUUAACAAAAUUGCAAUUAACUCUCCAUACAAUACUUCAUAAUAUUUGAAGUUACCAAUAUCACUACCAAAAUAUAUAUAAAACAAGUGACAUUCUGACAAUUACAAGUACAUUAGUACGUGUUUCGAUAAUUUCCAAGAGUGGUAAGGUAACAUUAAUGUUUGAGAAAUGUAAUUUACAAAUUGAAUUGAAAAAUUGUAAAAAAAAGUCUGCCCCACUGGUAGAUACAAUCAAGAGACAUAAAAUUAAAUCACAAAUAGUAAAUUCCCUUUUCUAUAAACGUAUAUCCAAAAAGUUAGUAAAAUAGAAUUAGUUUUAGUUUCGCGUAAAUAAAUCACCCGAUAGCCCUUGAUCAAACCAUAUCGGAAAAUCGAUUUUUUUAUAAAUAGCUUUGAAAGAAAGUAUCUAUACGCAUACUUAUUAUUAGGUUUAAUUGAAUGCCUCUCGCUUGUAUCUAUCUAUAUAAUAGAUUAUCGCAACAUAUCAGAUAUUUUUAACGCAAUAUAACUUCAAAAGGAGACCUCUGCGAUAUUUUAAUUAUAAAAGUAUGUAAUUACUCUUAACAUUUUAAAUGUAACUUUACUGUGUAUUCUAAAUGUUCUUAUGUAAGACUCCUUGUUAAAAAUAAAAUGUACUCUUUUAAUGAUAUGCUUCUGUAUAAAAAUAGAUAUGUAAGAAAAUAAUCAGUGAGAAAAAACAUCGUUAUCGAUCAUUUGUGAUAAAUAUAAUGUUAUUCCUAAA
Melitaea cinxia (Glanville fritillary) is the source of this 3772-nucleotide messenger RNA. RefSeq names its product WD repeat-containing protein 37 (gene Wdr37). Lineage: Eukaryota; Metazoa; Arthropoda; Insecta; Lepidoptera; Nymphalidae. The transcript is spliced from 9 exons. The record is from RefSeq and is a predicted model, not a curated record. Bases 232 to 1632 code for a protein of 466 amino acids. Gene Ontology annotation, cellular component: preribosome, large subunit precursor. Gene Ontology annotation, molecular function: protein binding.